GCCAUCGACCACAGUAUUCGCAUUUCUCAAAGAUAUGAAAAAUUCAUCAGAUUCGAUAGUUAUUUACCUACUUACUCGGUAUUCCCAAGUAAACAAAUACGAGAAGAGCACGAUCGCGGAAACUCUACGUUUUCUUGUUAACUUUGGAAAUUUUAUUUAUUUAGAACUGUUAGCAUCUGGGAAUUCAUCAAUUUUGGUCCUCCGCUCGUGGAUGAUAAUUAUUAUGUUGCUUUGCCUUUUGAAUCAUUGUUGAUUGAAUCCUGUUCUCUGGCACACUGCCUUCUGAUUUCGAUGGACUUUACUUUCCUUUCGUUUUUCUGGGAGUCCUCUGUUUAGUUCCUUUCGUAAAUUUGGUGGUUUUGGUGUCCCUUUCACUAAUUUACCUGGAUCUCUGCAUGAUAAACGCGAUGGCCGACACUCCAAGCUCUCGCGGAAGCGGUGCAUGCGUGCGAAAACCGAGUACAAAAAUGUCUAAAAUGGACGAAUUUGAUGUGUUGAAGCGUCGUCUAGUCGACAAGGAGCGGGAAGUCGAAUCACUGAAAAAGACUGUCGAUUCAUACGAAACCAAAGCUGUGCAACAUGUACAAGAGAGCGACAGCUUGAAAACUCAACUGAACGAACUGCGGAAAGAGCUCAGCGAAUCCCGUUUGAUAACGGAAAGCGUCUCGCACGUCACGACGAAAAAUGUAAAGGUGGACAUUGUCCGCAAUUCUCCAGUUGCUUUGUAUCGUGAUCUAGCGUCAGAUAACAGCGGUGAAGAGUCGUCUGACUGCGGGUUGAUGGUCCAGAAACAUGUAGCCGAAAAGGAUCUGGAUAGCAUUCGUCAUAAACAACUGGAAUGGAGUUUUUCUGACAAUGAGCAAAUGGAAAUGUCGGAUGCCGAUCUGCGAACGAGCCUCUUGGAAAGAAUACUGGAUAUGGCCCAAAACUCUGAGUCGUUCCGGAUACAGUUGAUAGAAAAUAUGGAGAUCUUGUUGCGUGCAAAAGAGCUUUCAGUUAGUGAUCCAGAGGAUAAGAAAGCGCUGCAGAAUUCAAUAGCGAAGGCAAGAGACAAGCGGCAUUCCCUGAAAAAGAGCUUGGAGUCGGGAUUUGAUGACCUUGACGAACGUGUGAAUACUUGUUUUGCUGGCCUUGCUGAGUUCGAAGCCUUUCGAAAAUUCUUUAACGAUGAAUUGGAGGAAAUUAAACGAGUCUAUGAUGUUGCAAAUCCACAGACCCCUGCACAGUUGACACCUUUGGCUGCCUCGUCGCCAGUGAAAAAUAUUUCACGGAGCGCUUUACGUUUGUCUCAUGGUUUCUCACGUAACCGCGACUCGGCUCGUGCCACUGUCAGAUUUGACGAUAAAGCUGGGUUAAAUCAUUCUCGAUUUUCAUCCGGCUCUGCUCUUGGAGAAAGUCCUCAAGUUGAUUGCAAAGAUUGUGCACGAUAUCGCGCACUCCUUCGGUCCUUUCGCACGACUCAAGAAGCCGAUAAGCAGAAGCAGCAAGAACAACUUCGAACUAUCGAAAAGUUAUCCUGCGUCAUAACUAACGCUAAGCGCAUUCCACGACGCCAGUCCCAGACACUGUCCAGUUUAUCGAAGUCUGUCUUCAAACCGCACGCAAAGAUGGACGAACCUGACCGGUGUGAAGUGGACUUGGCAACUCGACGACUUAAUUUUGAUGGAAGUCCUGCGUUUACCGCCGAUCUGGAAAUUCCUGUUGCGGAUCGAAGCGAUUGCGGUGAUUUUUCUAAAGGGAAUAAGUUGUUUUUGGGCGUGCCAGAUCUGAUCGACGAAUUCCGAGCGUCUGAAACAGUUUCAUUUAUUCUGGACAAAUCAAAAGAGUUCGGCGAGCAAACGGAUUUAGAAACUGCCAUAGAAAAGGACUUGAAAGUAGAAAAUACUAUGCUGAAGAACAAGAUUUCUGCGUUGGAAUAUUCCCUUGAGAAAGCUCAAAAGUCGGGCGUUUCGGAAAAUGCGAGUCCAUACCACGGGAAAAUUACGGAGACUGCAAAAUUGGAGAGAUCUCUGGAUGAGGCUAACAGGGAAUUGAAAAAACUCCGUGAAGAAAACAAAAAACUCCUUUGUGCCGGUGAAGAGAUGAACAGCACAUGCGAGCAGCUGCAGGAGGAAAUCGAAAAACUGAAAUCUCUGGAGUCCGUCAACACAACGACGGACAUGUCGUAUGUCCAGUCGUCCAUGGUUUUACCUCCGGACUAUCAAACCGGCAUACCGUAUCCUGUGCUUUUGGAAGAAUUCCGCAAGCUUGAGAGCGAUUUCAACGAAACAGCUAGAAUUGCCGAAAGCUUGCUGAGUGAGAAAAAGACAUUGGAGUUUCAACAUGAAGCUUCAGAGAGCGCGAAGAAUGCUUUGCAACAAGAAAAUGCUACUUUACACAAGGAACGUUAUCGAUUGACGCAAGAAAUCACACAGUUGAAAGCAUUUCCUCGGCAAAACCCGGACGUCGUGGAACAGCAUAAUGACAAAGUGCUCAAGUUGGAACGGCAACUGGAAAUUGCGGAACGUGUUCGCCGCCAGUUGCAGGAGGAAGUUGAGAAGUUAACAGCCGAACGCAACGAGGCUCAUAGGUUAAUUAAAGAGCAUCUACAGUUACGAGAGCAGGCGCUGAAAGAUAUCGCCACAACCGCUGCACUGCGCACCCGGUUCGAUGAAGAACGACAGGAUCUGCUCAACGAAAUCGAAAGUGAGCAUUCGAUUGUUGUGCAUCUCCGGAGUGAGUUGGAGCGGCUGGGUACUGCGCUGCAGAUCGCAGAGAAAGAAAAAGAGUUCGUUCAGACUUCACUGCGAAAACAGCAAGAAGAAAAGCAAGAAAGCUACCACGUGCCAGUUGUGGAUGUGCGCAAUUCCGAGUGGGAACGAGACCUUUUUGAUCUCGAGAAGAAAAACAGCGAUCUAAAACGGGAUUGCAAAGCGCUAAAAGAAGCCGGAAUCCAGCUUACGCGGGAAAACCUGUAUCUUCAAAAAGAGUUGGAAAGACACAAGGUUACAGAACAACAGCAUGGCAUUGCCCUGGAAGAAUGUGCAGCAUUACGGCUAGCGCUGAAUGCGAAGGACAAAGAGUUAAAUAAUUAUAUGGCUGAAAUCCAAGACCAGAAGUUCUUGCUUCAGGAAGCCCAGACGUCAUUUGAUAAGGAAAAUAAGGGUGUGUUUUCUAAAUUCCUGGCUCCAUUCAAAAAACCGCAUGCUACACAAUCUAAAAGGCUUCCUCGACGCAGUCAAACCCUUACGAUUUCCGAUGAUUUUGGUGGGAAAGCGCCGCUACGCGAGCAAGCUCAAGCGCAGCAAAAAAUGCUAGCAAUGCGCACAACCUCAAAAAUUCAAAAAUCCUCGGUUGUCAGUAGUGUUAAAGCUGGCACCCUUCCGGUUAAAAGUAGUUCGAUUGUGAAGACUGAGGUGGCUCAUCACCAUACGAAGCCGAAUGUCACCCUACCAUCAACGAGUGUGAUUAAGCUCCAGACUCCCUCUCCCAGACUGAACUCAGCGAAUAAAGGUCCAUCAAAGGCGGCACUUAGCAAACCAGCCAGUGCUGUAUCUAUUCGCGAGCCUUUUGUUGCUCCGGGACACCCACAUACUAUGAAGAUCUUCAUGAAUUUCCGCGCGCAGAAGUGCAACAUUUGCCUAGGAAAUAUACCCUACUUCAGUCACGCGGAAAAAUGCACUGAAUGCAAACAUGUUUACCAUAUCCGUUGCGCUAAGGAAAUCAAAGGACCCGCAUGUGCGGCAGCCGAAAUUUUGGCCGAAGAAGAACGGAAAGGGCGUCCUAGCUUGCAAAGUGCUGGUUUGGAUGAAACGGACCUUGUGCCGGACGUGGAGGGUUAUUUGCUGUUAAAAAGAAGGGGCGAGAGCGAUUUUUCGAAGAUCUAUGCCGAAUUGGUGAAGGACACGCUUUGCAUAUACGAGCGGAAACCGGCAGAUACGGGAGAUUAUACGCCGGUCUUGGAAAGAAUUGAUCUUAAUGAAAACCGGCGACAAGCGGAGAUAACAUGCCAUCGAACAGUACCCGAAACAGAAGUUGGUUUACCGCAGUAUGAUGCAGUGCAUUGCUUUGCCAUCGAAGUUAAAUUUGCCAAGUCAGCCGUGGAGCCAUUGAAAUAUUAUUUCCAAACACGGGGUAUUGUUGAGAAACACAAUUGGACAGCCACUGUCCAGGCAGUCUUGACAGAAAACGAAGUGGAAACAGUGGAAGCGACGUCCAAACAUUUUCGCGUCAAGAAUUUGCUGUCUUAUCAAAUGGAUAUGGUGGUGGUGUCUUCCUGCUUAUUUUACGACCAAGGACGAAUGCUUGUCGGAACGGAUAAGGGGUUGUUUGUCAUGGCUUCUGAAGGCGGGGUCAUGGGUGGUCUUGUGCCGGUUGAGGGAUAUGAUGGAUUGCCGAUUUACCAACUUUCCAUCCACGAAGCGACCAAGGAGAUACUGGUCUUGGCCGGAGAAAAUCAGACGCUUUAUCGAGGGGAUUUAUAUUCAUUGUUGAAAUGGACUUGCUCAGAAGUACCACUUCUGUCAAGGCAGCUCUUCUCCGCUGAAACCCACGGAUGUCAUCUCAUGGAGUCGUUCGAACAGUAUCUGGCUGUAGCGCAUAAUGGGCGGGUUACUGUCUACGAAUAUAAAAAUCGCAACACAUGCCGGUCGCUGAUCACUGUUCGAGGAGCGGAUAUUUUAGAGGAAGGAGUAUCAGCAAUGGAUAACGAGCAUCCUGCGCGAUCUUUGAAUUUUAUCAAAUCGCGUAACAAGCUGCAGCUUAUAAUUGGGUUAACCGAUUUUUGGUGCUGUGAUGUUGUGGAUUUCAAGCGCGACGUUCCAGGACUUACCGCUCGCAAAGGACAAAGCAGCGUUGUAGUGAAACCAUUCUUGCGGCCGCUGGUUCGCAACUCCACUACGCAGUAUUGCUAUUUUAUGGACAAAGGGCGCGUGCAGGAUGAUCUGUUGGAAGGAUUCAACUCGUGCUACACUAUGGGCUUCUUCCCGAUACCCAGUGCUGCUGAGCACAAGAAAAAUUCGCCAGCAGAGCGUGUUUAUCUAUUGUGCUUUUAUGAUGGAUGGUUGUUUGUUAAUGGAAACGGUGUUCCCACCGGAUCAGAGCAUAUUGGCUGGAAGGGACAAACACCCCGCCUCAUACAUUAUGAAUAUCCAUAUGUGUAUGUCCUGCACACUUAUUCCAUCCAAGUGCGGCGCAUUGUGGAUGGUGGCACCGGUUACAGUCUUUCUCCGCCUUUCUUCUAUAAACUGGACGAUCCGUGGGUCGUUGGAGAUUCGUUGUCACACUGCGUAGUUAUGGUUUCUAAGUCAAAAGAUGCUCGCAGUGAGCGAAUGAAUAUUCAGCAACUGGAUGUUGAUAUUACCGAGGAUGAUGUGGAACAGCGUCGCCGUAUGCCGACGGUUGAUAACGAUACGGAGAGUACGUUUUCUGCCGCCUUUACGGACCCUUUGUGAAGCUUCGUUUACGGUGUGGCCUUACCUGACCCGUUUUUUGUAAUUUUUCUCAUUUAUGCUAGCUCACGGAAAUCUUGUGGUUCUGUAAAUUAUCGUAAUUGCUAUCUUGCUGUAUGCAUCGUUCCUUACUUCCUGAGUACGUACAAUUUUCACUUUUCUCAAGUUUCCACCUUUUAGACCACAGCGCUGUUUUGAUAGUUUGUUGGAUGCUUAGUGAAUUUGUUAUCAAAAAUUUCAGCACUACUGCACUUCUGAUUAUGAUCUGCUGAAACUUGUACGUCAUUCGUUCUUCUCGAAUAAACCGAAAUAAAUUUUAUCGUAGUUG
This is a messenger RNA of Paramacrobiotus metropolitanus, 5757 nucleotides long. Its product is annotated as early endosome antigen 1-like. NCBI's taxonomy places the organism in Eukaryota, Metazoa, Tardigrada, Eutardigrada, Parachela, Macrobiotidae. Gene Ontology annotation, molecular function: protein serine/threonine kinase activity. Bases 396 to 5432 code for a protein of 1678 amino acids. Gene Ontology annotation, cellular component: cytoplasm; cytoskeleton. The transcript has 20 exons. The record is from RefSeq and is a predicted model, not a curated record. Gene Ontology annotation, biological process: actomyosin structure organization; peptidyl-threonine phosphorylation.